Molecule: messenger RNA, 969 nt
Organism: Penicillium soppii
Lineage: Eukaryota; Fungi; Ascomycota; Eurotiomycetes; Eurotiales; Aspergillaceae
Product: type 1 glutamine amidotransferase
Exons: 1
Coding region: 1-969 (322 amino acids)
Cellular component (GO): nucleus; cytosol
Source: RefSeq, a predicted model, not a curated record
AUGAAUUCCAGAGAAAUACAUAUUGCUGUUCUGGACACAGACAUUCCAUGCUAUCGUGUUUACGUUGAACGAGGAUUGUACAGUUCGCAAUUCAACUCUCUUCUCACUGCCGCCGCAAGUCGCAUCAAUGAAAGGAAGUCCCAAUGCUUUAAAACGCCGCUAGGCGUUCGUGUUUCCGCGUUCGACAUUGUCGGGGGCCUAUACCCGCAUCUUGCGUUGCUGCGAGUCAGCCCCUGGGUUUCCACAGAAAUCACAUCCAUCACUUACCCGGGUCCUAGUGAUGCACUUCUGGUCACCGGUGCUGCCGCUGCCGUAUACGAUAGUCUACACUGGAUUGCACGAUUGCGAUCUUUCAUUGAGAAAGUGUAUUACGACUACCCUCUGGUCAAAAUAUUCGGAUCGUGCUUUGGUCAUCAACUUAUAGGACAAGCACUCCUCGCAAGUGACACGAGCCAUACAUCGAAAGGAUCUUCGUUCAAGAUAUCCGUCGAGGCUACAUCUCAAGGUCACGAAAUCGGCAUGCAUCCCAUCACACUGAAUCCCUCCUUUGUUUCGCACUUUCCGUCUCUGGCUCGAUUUUCUCCAACAAAAUCUUUUAACAUCCAGCUUAUUCAUGGGGAUGCGGUGAUAUCUCGGCCUGAACAUCUAGCAUCUCCAGGGUGCACAGGUGAUAUGUUACCUGAGCCGUGGCUCAAUGUUGGAAGAAGCCCUAAAUGCCCGAUUCAAGGCCUCUACAACCCGGGUCGCGUUCUUACAUUGCAAGGACAUUUUGAAUUUGAUGCAUUUGCUACUGCUGAGCUAUGUUACAAUUUUGCUAACAAAUUUGGCUGGUCUCAAGAACUGCUAGACUCGCAUUUGGAAAAUAUCAGGCGCUUGGUGUUGUCGGGCAGAGAGGAUGAUGAUUCAAAGGUAGCGGCUGAAGCGGUUCUAUUAUUUUUCGCUGGAGAGGACAAUCCAAUCGAUACAUAG